Salvelinus namaycush (lake trout) is the source of this 3158-nucleotide messenger RNA. Its product is annotated as BTB/POZ domain-containing protein 3. Gene Ontology annotation, cellular component: cytosol. Lineage: Eukaryota; Metazoa; Chordata; Actinopteri; Salmoniformes; Salmonidae. Gene Ontology annotation, biological process: dendrite morphogenesis; cerebral cortex development; neurogenesis. The transcript has 6 exons. Gene Ontology annotation, molecular function: protein binding. The record is from RefSeq and is a predicted model, not a curated record. Bases 891 to 2282 code for a protein of 463 amino acids.
UCUUUCAAAAAUUGGCAUGAAUGACAAACAUCAAGAAAACAUACACAUCAAUAUAACAUUGCACGACAUAGGCCUACAAACACAUUUGUGAGACUGGAAGUUGCAGAUUUGGUGAAUUAAGAUCAGAUAUUCGCAUGAUAAGGGCAAGAUCGAUUAUGACAGUCGUUUUGAGAUGCGCACAAGUGUCAAAUUACAAUGUACAGCAAUAACAAUAAACACUCAGUGUUGAAUUCAGGAACUAGCUGGCUACGAGUAUCUUUAACCAACCAUUUUAAUAAUUAUUUUGACAAGUCAGUGUGUAUCGAUGUGCAAGGCAACCACAUGAUUAAUUUAUACAUGUUAUGCCUUGCUGUCCAUAAAGUUGGAUAAGGCAACGGAAGAGCGCCAGCAAGCUAUGUGGGUAUGAUGACGUCAAAUUAACAUGACAGUAGAAAACGCUAGAAUAAUGUUCCUCCAACGCAGUCAUUUAGCCUUCCUAAACGGACAUUGAUAUUGCAAUAUAUUGUAAAUUGCUUCUCCCCCAAGUGUCCUCGCACACCAAGCCCAAAACACAUACAGAUCAUGCUUGCCCAAUGCCAUGUGAGACCACUGGAGUGAUCACUGCUGCCACCAGUGUAGCGGGAUAAAGUGAGACUGCCCCAGGGACUCGGACAGUGGCUCCUACGAUGCAGAGGCACGCACCUAAUGGACUGUGCCACAGAAGCUCUGGGCAGAGGCAGUGUUGUGUUCGAGACCGAUUCAAGACCAAGACCGGAGCAAAUCAAGUCCGAGUUAAGACCAGAAAAAUUUUCGGCCACGAUCGUCACAUAAAGGCAAUUUAAAAGAUUGCCCCAACAAUCGCAGCCUCAUCCUGCCAUGAGAUCACCCUAACAAUAAAUAUUGGGGUGAAGAUGGCUGCAGAGCUCUUUCCCACCAAGAAGCUGGGCCCAGCAUCCUCAACCAACACAGCUGUGCAGCAAUACCAGGAGCAGAACCGGAAUAACAACAACACCAUUCACAGCUGCAACUGGCAAGGGCUCUAUCCUACCAUCCGAGAGAGGAAUUCAGUCAUGUUCAACAAUGAGUUGAUGGCAGAUGUUCACUUUGUCGUUGGCCCCCCAGGAGGGACUCAGCAAGUACCUGGGCACAAGUAUGUGCUGGCUGUGGGGAGUUCUGUGUUCCACGCCAUGUUUUAUGGUGAACUGGCAGAGGACAAGGAAGAGAUCCGUAUCCCUGAUGUGGAGCCUCCCUCGUUCCUAGCCAUGCUGAAGUACAUCUACUGCGAUGAGAUCGACCUGUGUGCCGACACGGUCCUGGCUACGCUCUACGCCGCCAAGAAGUACAUUGUGCCCCACCUGGCUCGGGCCUGCGUCAACUUCCUGGAGACGAGCCUGAGCGCCAAGAACGCUUGUGUGCUGCUAUCCCAGAGCUGCCUGUUUGAGGAACCCGACCUAAUGCAGCGCUGCUGGGAGGUGAUCGACGCCCAAGCCGAGCUGGCGCUGCGCUCCGAGGGCUUCACAGACAUCGACUCGGUGACUCUGGAGAGUAUCCUGCGCCGCGAGACGCUCAACGCCAAGGAGAUGGUGGUGUUCGAGGCGGCAUUGAGCUGGGCCGAGGCCGAAUGCCAGCGCCAGGACCUGACGCCCACCAUUGAGAACAAAAGGCUGGCGCUGGGCAAGGCCAUCUACCUGAUCCGCAUCCCCACCAUGACGUUGGAUGACUUCGCCAACGGUGCGGCACAGUCGGGUGUGCUGACGCUCAACGAGACCAAUGACAUCUUCCUGUGGUACACGGCCGCCAAGAAGCCUGAGCUGCUGUUCGCCAGCAAGUCGCGCAAGGGCCUGGCGCCACAGCGUUGCCACCGCUUCCAGUCGUGCGCCUACCGGAGCAACCAGUGGCGCUACCGGGGCCGUUGCGACAGCAUCCAGUUCGCCGUGGACAAGCGAGUGUUCAUCGCCGGCUUCGGCCUGUACGGCUCCAGCUGUGGCUCAGCAGAGUACAGCGCCAAGAUUGAACUCAAGAGGCAGGGCGUGCCGCUGGGCCAGAGCCUCAUCAAGUACUUUUCGGAUGGCUCCAGCAGCACAUUCCCAGUGUGGUUUGAAUACCCUGUGCAGAUCGAGCCCGACACAUUCUACACGGCCAGCGUAGUGCUGGACGGCAACGAGCUCAGCUACUUUGGCCAGGAGGGCAUGACUGAGGUGCAGUGUGGCAAGGUCACCUUCCAGUUCCAGUGCUCUUCAGACAGCACCAACGGUACAGGUGUGCAGGGGGGGCAAAUCCCUGAGCUCAUCUUUUACGCUUGAGGUGUCAAACGUGAGGGAAACGUAACACUCCUUCUUUACGGUCACAGUAAAUGCACCCCUCCGGAUGUUCAGAAAGCAUAAUCUCUUAACUAGGGCUUUAAAAGUGUACCUGGUUUGGAAAAAACAAACAUCCAAUUUAUUGUGAGGGUUAUUUAGUUCAAUAUUCAAUUGCCUUAUGAGUAUGCCGGACCUAGUGUAGGACUGGGUUGAAAUGACCAAAAAAAAUCUUAUUUUAAAUGAAGGGUAGGCAUUUGUUCACAUUUAACUGUUUACUCAUUUGUUUUACUGUUUAUGACGCACAGUUCUCAUUUAACAAGAUUAUUAGUGUUGUAGGUAGCUUUUUUUGUUUUUACUUCAAUCAUUCCUAUAAUUUUAAGGAAAACACUACAACUUCAAUAUAAGGUAUUUCAACCUGUGCAAAAAUCGACGUUACUGUAGAGGAUACUUAGGGUAUAAUCAAAUAUUUUUGUAACUUGAUAAAUAGUUUAAACAUUUUUGAUGGUGCAAUUUCUAAGAUUUUCUAUUGUUAAUAUUGUUACCUCUAAGUUUCCCCUUGGGUUUUCUGUGCGAUUAAUAAACUGAGAAUAGACAUCAAACGGAAAUGUAAACCUGAGCUGAGGUUUAAGAUACUUGAGUAUGUUGCUGUCUGUGUUAGGCCCUUGUAUGUAUAUAGCUAACUAUUGUUUGCACUACUAUUGGUCCUCUUUUCAAAUGGGACAGCCUUUUUGUAUCUUGCUUCCUUGUAUACACUUUAUUUUUGACCUUGUUUUCUCUGAAAAGCAGUAUGAAGUGUCGCCGUGCUGUGAGUUUGACAGUGUCAAUGGACCUAUGAAUGUGUACUGUUGUUGCAUAUCAAAAAUAAAAUGAACCAGUUCU